This is a messenger RNA of Penaeus chinensis, 4360 nucleotides long. Its product is annotated as beta-1,3-galactosyltransferase brn-like. The record is from RefSeq and is a predicted model, not a curated record. Bases 174 to 1331 code for a protein of 385 amino acids. The transcript has 3 exons. NCBI's taxonomy places the organism in Eukaryota, Metazoa, Arthropoda, Malacostraca, Decapoda, Penaeidae. Gene Ontology annotation, molecular function: UDP-glycosyltransferase activity; hexosyltransferase activity. Gene Ontology annotation, cellular component: membrane.
AAGAAGAAACUCACACCCUCACAUCACGUCUACCACGGAAUCGGACAAUCAUGCUUCCCUGCGCCCGUCGGCUGCCUCCCUCGUAGGCCUACACAAUUCUCGUCUUUUGGGGGCGACUAUGGCACUGACAGACCACGAAACCUCCGGGAAAUGGAUAGGAUGGCUCAUUGAAGAUGGUUCAGACGCAGUCAUACCAACAUCGGCAGGACUCCCAGCAAGGGCACACUAAUCUCUGGCAGUGCAUUUACAGUAUUUGGCGAAGAGGCAAAAUGAGGAUGGCUCUGUCAAGACGAAGAUGCUCAUGUGUGUGGGGCUGGUUGCUGAGCCUUUUGGCCUUUUUGUAUUUUUCUGGCCUGUACCAGUACCUUCUUGCAUGGUCAUAUUCCAAGCACUACACACACUGGGGCCCACUGCUCUCCCUUGAUCCCAUCAUGGAGAAAAUGAGAGCAGGAGAAGAGGUGGCACAGAAACCGGUCAAUGAGUUCACCCACACAUAUAUCCAUUCCAAUACAGAAAAGUGCGAAACUCAGGAUUCCAUUAGGCUGAUGUACGUUGUAAAGUCAGCAGUCCAAAACUUUGACAAGAGGAAAGGAAUUCGAAACUCGUGGGGAUUUGAAGGCAGGUUCUCUGACGUGGAAAUUAGAACUGUUUUUCUAUUGGGAACACGACCAAGUGAGCCCCAGCUGCAGGAGAGAGUUGAUAAAGAAGCAGAGGAAUACAAGGACAUCAUACAAGCUGAUUUUAUUGACUCUUAUUAUAACAACACUCUAAAAGCAAUGAUGGGUAUACACUGGACAUACCAGCAUUGCCAGUACGUGAAGUAUUUUUUGUUUGUUGAUGAUGACUACUAUGUUUCAACAAGAAACAUGCUUCGUUUUCUCCGGGAUCCAGCAAACUACCCACAGUAUUUGGAGAAAUAUGUGGUAUCUGCAGUAAAUGAGUAUAAAGAUUUCUUGUAUGCAGGUUAUGUUUUCAACAAUUCUCUUCCCAUAAGGUGGAUUUUCAACAAGUGGUAUGUCUCAUUAGAUGAGUACCCUUAUUCACACUGGCCACCAUAUAUUACAGCAGGUGCAUAUGUGCUAUCCAGGAAGAGUUUGGAGUAUCUUUACAUCGGUAGUAUAUACACAAACUACUUCCGAUUUGAUGACAUAUUCCUGGGAAUGGCUGCCAAGAAGGCUGGACUCACACCCUUCCACCAUAAUGAGUUUUAUUUUGAUAGGAAGACAUAUAGCAAAGAAAAUUACAAGUGGGUCAUUGCCUCACAUGGAUUUGAUGAUCCUGGACAGCUGAUGGAUGUGUGGAGUGAACAGAGAUCAGCUGGCAAUACAUAAAUAGAAUCUAUGAUGUCCAUUUGCACAAGUUAUGUCUUUGCAAACCUCAGUUACAUUACAGUUCUGUAAAGUUCUUACAUUUUACUUACCAAGACCUUUUGUUUAUUCCCUUUUCAGCAUUUUUUCUGUAGUAUUAUCUUUAAUAGGAACAUUAACCAUUUGAAAGGUGCAAUAAUGUUUCCCAGUUCUCUAUUGAUUCUCAGAUUAUUUCUCUGAUAUUUCUACUUGCUGAAUAGGUAGUACAAAGUCCAUGAUGUAUAUAGUGCAGUUAUGAAUUACUGGAUACAACAUAUCUAUCUUAUGUUUGUUUUUCUGUAUAAAUUGCAUUUGAUUGUAUAUAUAGGGCAUUAAUUUUCAAAAGAGAUUUGCUAUCACUGAUUUUGAAUUCUCCAUUUAUGCAAUCCUUUUUAGUAUUUACAGGCAAGUAAAGCUAAAAGGAGAGAUGUACAUUGUAGGUUGCAAUUGAACAUUGGUAAUGCAAAAAUAUUUAUUCAUGACUUUGACUUUAUUUUCAUUUUCUUAUUCAUGUUAAAAUCAGUGGUUCUUAUUCUGGGUGUGUGCCUUCCUAGGGGUUGGAGUGAAAAUAGGAAUUUCUCCAUCUACUUUAGAAAUUCUCUCAGUCUGUGUUAAAUUGUAUAGGAGUUUUUGAUACAGGAAAAUUGGUCAAUGAAAAAUACUAAAAUGCAUCUUUUUCAUUUGUAAUUUUUAACUCAGGAGUCGUUUUAAUCAUUAGGUUGAAGAUGUGUGUUAGAGGGGUGUAGAAAUAAACUAGAAACCACAAGAAGGGACGUGGAGGUAACAAGUGUAAGAACCACUGAUGUAGAUGGUAAUCUAUUUGUGGUGCUUUCAACUUCUCUUAAUUAAUAGUGUAGACAUAACAGCAAAGUGUGGAUUUGCUACUACAGUCCAAUAAUACCUUUGUACUUUUUUUUAACUAAAAUAAGUGACAAGAAUAUAGUGUAUUUAGUGAUAGGGUACAAUUUAUUUAUUUUUGGGUAUUACACACUGUGAAUGCUUUUACCUAGUUGACAAAUUAAAACAAAUGUCAAAAGUUUUCCCUUUCUAUCAAGUGCAAUACUUAUAGCAAUACUACUAGCUUAUACUUGAUUGGAUUAUUGAUGAAUCAAUUAAACUGCAAGUUCCCUUUUCCAUUUGGUCAUGUAUGUUUUUUUAAUAGAAAAUUAAAUGUGUCUUCCCUUUGCUAUAUCACAUUUAUUUUAUUGUAUUUUUUCGUCUUUCACUGACUCAUUAAUCUGGCAAUGUAACUGUUGUCUUAGUGUGAUGUAGCACUUCCUUAAGGUGCCAGAAUUUUACAUGAAAAAAUGUCUAGUUUUUCUUAAUGUACUAUGACAUGGGAUAUGAGGUAAUGGAUUUGCUACUAUAGGCCGUCUAGAUAAUCUUUAAGGUAGGCAAGGCAGUGGAGCUGAAGUUGAAACUUUCUUUUGGGAUAAAGCCCUAGAUAUGUGUUCAAUAAGCUUUCUUUAAGAGGUUGAAUACUUUGAACAUUUAUUUGUUCUUGCUACUAAUCAAUAUGAUUAUUAUUUCACUAAUUGCAGCUACAGGAAAAGGAAAAGCAGCCUGCAAAUCUCUGCCACAAAAUGUUUAGUGAGCAUAUUACUGAGUGAUGGGUAGAAUAUAUAUCUUAGAUCUUGGUAGAAGUUGCAGUAUGUUAUAUACAGUCAUCAUGGCUAAGAAGAAGAAUGAUCAUUGCAGUGGUCAUAUAAUCCAUGGUUGGUUGCAUGAACUUUGAUAACCCCUAUAACUCAUUAUCAACAAAUGAAUCAGGAUAUACAUGGUUCACCUGUUUUGUAUGGCUAUGGGGCAAGAUUUGUUAGUGCCAAGAUGAAGGCUUGCAUCUGUCCAUGAAUUAUAUGAGCUUGUCACGAAUUUCUUCCUGUUGGUAGCAGGAUGUACCUAGCUUAAUCUAAAUAUCAGUGGUUUGUGAGUAUGCCUACAAUUAGAAAUAUGGUUUGUUGAGAUACAACCUUAUAGUAGCAGUUGUAAAGGAAUUGUCACUUUGGGAAUCGGUUUUCCUGUUCAUAAAUCAUAUUGUUGCUAGAAAUGUGGAUAGAUGAAGAUGAGUAAAGGAACAAACUUCUACAUUUAAUAUAUUUAUUCACAAAGAAAGACCAGGGAAUGUUUUGUGAAUCUAUAGGAACCUAUUUAUCAGGUGGUUGCUAUUAAGUUGAUUUUUUGUCUUUUAAUUUUUUGGCCAUCAUGUACUGAAUGAAUUUGCCCAACUCUUAUGAUAUAAAUUAAGAACAGAACAGCUAGAAAGUGGAAUAGCUUUUGACAGCAUAUCUGUGAUACUGACAUGAUUAAUUGAAUAAUUGCUUCCAUAAUCCAGUUUAGUUGUAUACUAAAUGGAAUGUUAACAGGGUCCCAAUACUGCAUGUUGGUAUUAUGUUAUUUUGCCUUCUGCAAACCUUUUGUUCUAGAAAUGUGUAAAAGAAGUUGGAAGUUGGUGGCCUAACUUUGAUUUAUAAGGUGUAAAUACGAGAAAAUUUCUUUUUGAUAAUAUGAUAUUUCUUGAAUAUUGAUGUAUGAAUUGCUGGUUGUGAUUUUGUGGUUUUCUACAAUGUUCACUAUAUGAAAGGCUAAUCUCUCUCUUCCUAAGUCUCUCCUCAUACAUUUCCCCCUUUUUUUUUUUUCCUUUCAUUAUCAUGCUCCCUGACCCUUCCACUCUUCCUUUCACUGGCUCAUAAAAAAUGAAAUUGAAGACAGAAACUAUCAGUAUUUUUUCUGGUGAUAUUUUCCUGAUAUAUGGAUGUUGCGUCUUGUAUAUAACAAUGGUAUCGUUAUUAUUUUUUGGCUUUUUUUAUGGGGGGGUGCAAUUAAAGAUAAGCAAGAUCUCUGACUAUUGACAGCUGAUGUGAAAUUGAUGGAAUAAUGAUUUUCUUCUUUCUAAUGUGAAAUUCAUCCAGUGUUUUCUUAAACUUCUGCAGGAUUUCUAGAUCAUGCAGUAUAUGUGAUUUUAUUAUCUAUGUUUUGUAAGUGGAUUUCUUGUGUUAAUAAAAUUUAUGUUGUUC